Molecule: messenger RNA, 409 nt
Organism: Glycine soja
Lineage: Eukaryota; Viridiplantae; Streptophyta; Magnoliopsida; Fabales; Fabaceae
Product: myb-related protein 305-like
Exons: 3
Coding region: 35-409 (124 amino acids)
Biological process (GO): regulation of DNA-templated transcription
Cellular component (GO): nucleus
Molecular function (GO): sequence-specific DNA binding; DNA-binding transcription factor activity
Source: RefSeq, a predicted model, not a curated record
AACUUAGGCACCUUUUUGUAUGUAUUAGGAAGUUAUGGCAGGAAACAUGGGGUGGGGUGUGAUAGAAGAGGAGGGAUGGAGGAAGGGACCUUGGACUUCUGAGGAGGACAGAUUGCUCAUUCUGUAUGUCAAGUUCCAUGGUGAGGGCAGAUGGAACUCUGCUGCUAGGCUUGCAGGACUAAAAAGAAAUGGGAAGAGCUGCAGAUUGAGAUGGGUGAAUUACCUGAGGCCAGACCUCGAGAAGGGUCAAAUAACACCACAAGAAGAAAGCAUAAUUCUAGAGCUGCAUGCUAGGUGGGGAAACAGGUGGUCAACAAUUGCAAGAAGCUUGCCAGGAAGAACUGACAAUGAGAUAAAGAAUUAUUGCAGGACUCACUUCAAGAAAAAGAUAAGGGCUCACUUCAGCUAA